AUGCUCGUCAACACCCUCACCCUGCUCUCCCUCCUCGGCACCAGGCAAGACGCCACCGACCUCCCCCCUACCGCAAAGGUCAUCAAACCCGCAAACUCCACCAUGGAGCAGUUCAAGGCAGACUUUGAAGACCUCUGCCCCAGGUACUACGCUCCCCAAGACCACGGACAGACCGACCAGCCUAUCUUCGUCUCCCAGUCAUUCGAGGCGGACAGCUUGAGCGAUGAUGCCGCAGAGAAGAAGAGGGACAUUGACCCUGAUGAUAUUGCCACUGUCAGCUGUAUCUACCUUUACUACAGUACCACCCCAUACCAAAACAUUGGUGUUGACGUAGCGAUCGCUUUGGGCGGGGACGGGCUCGUCACCAUUGACGACUAG
Molecule: messenger RNA, 378 nt
Organism: Cryptococcus amylolentus CBS 6039
Lineage: Eukaryota; Fungi; Basidiomycota; Tremellomycetes; Tremellales; Cryptococcaceae
Exons: 4
Coding region: 1-378 (125 amino acids)
Source: RefSeq, a predicted model, not a curated record